Messenger RNA from Thunnus maccoyii (southern bluefin tuna), 1059 nucleotides. RefSeq names its product ribonuclease P protein subunit p20-like. NCBI's taxonomy places the organism in Eukaryota, Metazoa, Chordata, Actinopteri, Scombriformes, Scombridae. Gene Ontology annotation, molecular function: nucleic acid binding. The record is from RefSeq and is a predicted model, not a curated record. Gene Ontology annotation, cellular component: nucleolar ribonuclease P complex; nucleus; ribonuclease MRP complex. Gene Ontology annotation, biological process: tRNA 5'-leader removal. The transcript has 2 exons.
GUUCUCUUCAUACAUCAAUGCGUGGUGCUAGAUAGCCGCUGUUGAAGAAAACAGUGAACCGGAAACAUCAUUAGCAUCGACAAAGUGUUCACUUGUUGCUGUCGUCUAAUGGGAGCAACUGUUACAUGACCCACAGAGUGUGUGUGGAUAUGAGCACACAUAUUCACACACACUCUGAGGGACAUGACAGAGCCGCGCAACCCAGGGAUGUCCUCCAUCCCUCAGACAGCCCCUGUACACACUGACUCCACCUCCCCGGCUGUAGAGAUGGAUCCAGUAGAGUACACCCUUCGGAAACGGCUCCCCCGGAAACUCCCCAAGAGACAGAACGAUGUCUACGUCAACAUGAAGACUGAUUAACGGGCCCAGCUGGCACGUUGUCAGAAGCUGCUGGAAGGUGGGGGUCACAGGGAGAUCUGUGUCCAUGGCCUGGGCCUGGCCAUCAACAGAGCUAUCAACAUUGCCCUUCAGCUGCAGGCCAGCAGCCAGGGGGCGCUACAGCUGGCAGCCAACACCUCCACAGUAGAGCUUGUGGAUGACCUGGAACCUGAAGAUCCUGAUGAGGCUGGGGAGCCCAUGACACGUACACACAACAACUCGGCCAUUCAUAUUGAGGUUUUCUACCCUGACCCACAGUGACUUGGAUAGAGGUUUCCCUGAUGUGUGUCAAGCAGAGGUUCUCUAUUAGUCCUCUUUGUUCCCUCAUUAAUCAGUAGACACAUAUUACAGAGUUAUCUGAUGGGGCUGAGUGUGUGGAGACCUAUGAUGGCAGCAGCAGAAUGGAGCGACAUACAGUGUGUUGGCUGUACAUGUAUCAGUAAACUGUGUAGGAAUACUCCAGUUGGACUGAAUAUAUUAUGCUCUUUUGUCACGCGUUUUGUGUCUUGUCAAAAAUUGUUAGUGUCAUCACUUUUUAUGUUUGCAUGUCUUGAAGCAACAGUGAUGUUUGCCGGAUGAAACCUCAGUGUAAUUUAAUACUUGUAGACAUGGCUGUGCCAAAUGUAAAUGUACAAGUGUCUUUAAUUUUAAGGCCUAAGAGCUGCACAAGUGUUCACAGUU